ACCUGAGUUCCAAUCCCCAUGGCAUUGAGUAUUACCAUGGUGACUCGUGCCCGUACUCUCCUCAGGUUCCAUAUGCUUAUCAGGUUGACAUUACAAAUCCGGGUUUCUAUUAUGUUCAGUUUGGGAUGGUUCGGUGGUGUCCAUGACUGCCGCUGGGCUACAGAACUUGCUCAAGUCUGGUUAUGGGUAUUUGAGAACAAAAUACAGGAAAUUGAUUACCCAUGUGUUGAGACUCCAUUUAUUUUGAAUGAAUUUGAAGCUGGAAACAUUGAGGACGAAGGAGCCGUUUUGUCGGGGAUUCAAUCCGAUUCAAGUAUGGGGAACUGGGUCGAAAACCUGACCAUGGGAAUCGAAGGUGAAAAUGCAGACGAGGUGUUUGACAACUGUACUCAAAUAGCUAGGCAGCUUUUUCAAGAGAUUUUAAUUCCUGAAGGUGAGGUAGAUGUGUUCGAUGGAAGUCCUAGGAGAAAUGAUAUUAACUUGACUACUGAAUUUGCCAAUAAGGAGUCGAUUCUACUUUCGUUUUGUUGCGAAGACCAUCUAGAGCCUUCUGAGAUAGGGAAAUUUAAGAGAAAUGAUGAACUCCUUGAAGAUACCUUUUUAGGAGAUAAUUUUGGAGUUGUUCCACCAGAUUCUAAUGAAGGGUCCACUGUUUUUUAUGGAAUUGACGAUUACCUUGUAGAUGACAAUGAUUUUGCUUUUGAAGAUAAUGAGGUUGUAGUAAAAGACGAUGAAUGUCCUCAACAUGAGGAAGCUGGAUUAAAUUGGCUUCAAUUAGUAAGUAAUAUUGGUGGCCCUGUAAGUUUGCUUAUGGCUGUUUUGGAACCAAAUCGCUAUGAGGAACUCACCAGUGGACUUGGUCUGGAUUUGGAAUCGAAGCCUAUUGUGGAUAGCAACAAAGGGUUGGCAUACAUUGGUGUUAUUGACCGGGGUGUUAUUGAGAGGUUUGAGAAAGAAGCUACUGAGAUGAACAAGAGGCCAUUCUGGUAUGCCUUGGUGCUUAACAAGCUCAAGGCAGAGCGAGAACGUGGUAUUACUACUGAUAUUGCUCUGUGGACAAUCGAGACCACUAAAUACUACUGUACUGUGAUUGAUACCCCUCAACACAGGAACUUGAUCAAGAACAUAAUUGUUGGUACCUCCGGAGCCGACUGUGUCGUCCUUAUCAUUGACUCCACCAAUGGUGGUUUUGAGGGUGGUAUUUCCAAGGAUGGUCAUACAUGUGAGCGUACAUUGCUUGCUUUUACACUUGGUGUCAAGGAAAGUAUCUGCUGCUGCUGCAACAAGAUAGAUGCUACCACCCCUAACUACUUGAAGCCUAAAGGUAUUUACAGGGUGCAGGGUGAACUUGGAAAAAUUGUUCAUUAUCUUGGUGUCCAGCUUCCAAAUGGAGUUUUAUUUGUUGUUUUUCAUAAAACUAGAGCUCCAAAAGUGACAGACCAUUUUGAAGAGAUGAGGAACAUAAAGGCAACUCAGGGUAUUGACCAAUACAUCAAGUGGAUUCAUCAUAACUUUGGCAUAAAUGCUUGGAUUUUGCUGGAUACUGGGCAGGGAACGAAUGUGAAGAAAAUGUCAUCUGAUUUUCUUGGCAUGGUGGUGCAAAGCUUUAAGUCACUGCCUGUGCUUGCUCUUCUUUGGAAACCUGAAAAUGAAGGCAUUACAAACCUUCUAUCCCCAGGAGGAUCAAUUGAAAUUCUACAUGUUUUAGAUGCUCUAAAACUUGGUCUUCCUUUUAUGUAUUCAAAAUACUUGAUCGUGACCUUGCAGCAGGUCCGUAGUUGAGGGGUCAUGUGACCCCGUUAGCCUCGGCAAAAAUUUUGUAUAUACAUAUUAUAUAUAUAUGUGUACUUAUAUACCCCCUUAAAUAUUUUAAUGGUGCCCCCAAAGUGAUGGAUGGAAGAAGUGGUUGCUUUGGGCACUUAAAUUCUCUCCUAUGCUGUGGUGACGCAGGUUCGAAACCCCCAAAGCUUUCCUCAGUCUUUUCUCCUUUUUUUAUUUUAGUUCUUUGAAUACAAUGUAAAUUUUAUUUAA
This is a messenger RNA of Nicotiana tabacum (common tobacco), 2031 nucleotides long. RefSeq lists its product as uncharacterized. Gene Ontology annotation, molecular function: GTPase activity; GTP binding. Lineage: Eukaryota; Viridiplantae; Streptophyta; Magnoliopsida; Solanales; Solanaceae. The record is from RefSeq and is a predicted model, not a curated record.